AUGGCGCUUCUUUCCCUUCUCCGCGAACUUCACCUACUGUCUAGCUUUAUUAUUGGUGUUGUUGGUGUCUUGGGUAUUGGCUGGAUCAUAUCUCGAAAACAGUCCAAGACAGAGGCUGCUGGACUUCCCCCCAACGAUUUCACCAAGGAAUCCAAUAUUCCUGUGUCGGUCAAUUACUUUCCCUCUCAAAAAUGCAACUACACCUGCGGAUUCUACUUCCAUACCUAUACCUCAUCUUACGUCCUCCCGAUUGAUGAAGCGAAGCGCGGCUUGAAACUUUUGAGAGAAGCUGGCAUGCGAAAGCUCAAUAUUGCUGGUGGCGAGCCAUUCCUCUACCCUCGUCGCUUGACUGAACUGCUCAAGUUUGGCAAGGAGGAACUGGGCCUCGAAAGCAUCAGCAUCGUGAGCAACGGCAGCAAGAUUACAGAGAAAUGGAUGCGUGAGAAUUGCCAAUGGCUGGAUAUUCUUGCAGUCUCAUGCGAUUCUUUCAACCCGGAGACGAACAAGAAGAUUGGACGGGGCGACGACGGAGGGAAUGUGAUCCAGCUCUUCCGCAUUGCGGAAUGGUUCAGGGACUAUGGCAUCAAGUUCAAGUUGAACACUGUUGUCAACAUCCACAAUUGGAAUGAAGACAUGUCAGCUGAGAUUGAGAGACUUGGCCCCUUUCGAUGGAAAGUGUUCCAGUGUCUCAUCGUUGCUGGUGAGAAUGAGAACGCGACCCGACUGCGAGAUGCGACAACGUUCCUCGUGACCUACGAACAAUGGAAGACAUUCUGCGACCGGCAUAAACAUCUUCCGUGCUAUGUUCCAGAAGAUACAAAUGCCAUGGCGAACAGCUACUUACUUCUGGAUGAGUACAUGUGCUUUUUGGACAAGGGAGAGGGCAUGAUGAUAAAGAGCGAGUCGAUCUUGAAGGUCGGCGUUGAGAAAGCAAUGAGUCAGGUUGUCUGGGACAAGGGUUCUUUUCUCGAUCGCGGUGGCAUUUACGACUGGGGCAGAUCCGAUGUGGCGAAGGAAGGUGGAUGCGGCGGCGGGAGUAAUGAAAAGCUGCAGUGGUGA
Messenger RNA from Fusarium tjaetaba, 1059 nucleotides. Its product is annotated as radical s-adenosyl methionine domain protein. The record is from RefSeq and is a predicted model, not a curated record. Gene Ontology annotation, molecular function: catalytic activity; 4 iron, 4 sulfur cluster binding. Bases 1 to 1059 code for a protein of 352 amino acids. The transcript has a single exon. NCBI's taxonomy places the organism in Eukaryota, Fungi, Ascomycota, Sordariomycetes, Hypocreales, Nectriaceae.